This is a messenger RNA of Melozone crissalis (California towhee), 2605 nucleotides long. It is a transcript of the gene RIC8B, whose product is annotated as RIC8 guanine nucleotide exchange factor B. The record is from RefSeq and is a predicted model, not a curated record. Gene Ontology annotation, molecular function: G-protein alpha-subunit binding; guanyl-nucleotide exchange factor activity. Lineage: Eukaryota; Metazoa; Chordata; Aves; Passeriformes; Passerellidae. The coding region runs from base 286 to 1629 and encodes 447 amino acids. Gene Ontology annotation, biological process: G protein-coupled receptor signaling pathway. Gene Ontology annotation, cellular component: plasma membrane; cytoplasm. The transcript is spliced from 10 exons.
CCGGAGCCGGGCCCGGAACUGGGCGCGGUGCUGGAGGCCGUGGAGGGGCGCGGCGGCGGUGGCGCCGAGGCGGUGGAGCGCGUCCUGGCGUGGUACAACGAGGAGAAUCGGGCCACUUUCAGGUUUGACCCUGCAGAUGAAGACAAAAGAAAGAAACUGUGUGAAGGAAUUCUAAACAUCCUUGAAAAAGACACAAAGACUUCAUGUCAAGUUGCCUGUCUGGAGGCCCUCCGGAUUCUCUCCCGGGAUAAGAAGGUUUUAGUGCCUGUAACCACAAAGAGGAACAUGCAGAUCCUUAUGAAGCUAGCAAAGCUGGACACUGUGGAAGAUCCACUGGAGAGAGUAUCUGAAUUUCCUGUGAUAGUAGAAGCCUUAAAAUGCCUCUGUAACAUAAUUUUUAAUAGUUCAGUUGCACAGAAGCUCAGUUUGGAACUGAAUCUUGCAGCAAUGCUCUGCAAUCUUCUGCAGAAAUGUAAGGACCGGCAGCUUGUUGAUGACAUUAAAUGCUUUGAUUUGCGUCUCCUCUUCCUCUUGUCGCUUCUGCACACAGAUAUUAGAGCACAGCUGCGUCAGGAGCUACAAGGGGUGCAGGUUUUGACUCAGGCUUUGGAGAGUUCCCUGAGUGUAAGAUGGACAGAAGAGUAUAAGGCAGCAGAAGAUCGUGACAGGCUUCCUCUAUCUUUGCAAGAGACAGAUUGUGCCAUUGAGGCACUAAAGGCUCUAUUUAAUGUAACACUUGACAGCUGGAAUGUCCACAGCAAGAAUGAAUCUCAUCAAUUUCGUUACAUGGCUGCCAUCCUUCGACACUGCUUAUUAACCACGGGCCCUACCGAAGAAAAAACUGAAGAGUUGCACAGCAAUGCAAUCAACCUCUUAAGCAAUGUUCCUGUUUCUUGCUUGGAUGUUCUUAUUAAUCCAUCGUCCCAAGAGGAAACAGAUAUAAAAUACAAUGGUAUGAAUAUGGAAGCUAUUCAGAUUUUACUGGAUUUCAUGGAGAAGAGAAUAGAUAAGGGAAGCAGCUACAGAGAAGGUCUGACUCCAGUUCUUAGUUUAUUAACUGAAUGCUGCCGAACUCACCGGAAUAUCAGGAAGUUUAUCAAAGCUCAGGUACUGCCCCCAUUAAGAGAUGUCUCAAACCGUCCUGAAGUUGGCACAACAGUGAGGAACAAACUCGUCCGCCUUAUGACACAUGUUGACCUUGGAGUAAAGCAAAUUGCAGCAGAAUUUCUUUUUGUUCUUUGUAAAGAGAGAGUUGAUAGCUUGUUGAAAUACACAGGCUAUGGUAACGCAGCAGGAUUGCUGGCAGCCAGGGGCCUGCUAGCAGGAGGAAGAGGAGAUCAUUGGUACUCAGAUGAUGAGGAUACAGACACAGAAGAAUACAAAUCUGCAAAGCCAAACAUUAACCUUAUCACUGGUCACUUAGAAGAGCCAAUGCCCAAUCCAAUGGAUGAAAUGACAGAAGAACAAAAAGAAUAUGAAGCAAUGAAGCUUGUCAAUAUGUUUGAUAAACUUUCCAGAGAUGAGCUCAUAAAGCCAAUGGGAGUGCGGCCGGAUGGGACAAUGGCUCCUUUGGAGGAAGCAGUCAGCCAGUACCAUACCAGCAAGCAAGAGAGCUCAGAUUCAGACUAAGGCAUCACCUGCUUUACUCUCAAUUCUCCUCUAAUCCACACUUCUCCUUAGAGCCACAUCUUUUAUCCUCACAGUAGCCAGCAUCACUUUAACUGUUCUAUUAUUGGCAUAUUUAAAUGAUGGGUCCUGUGGUGUAAUGUCUGAAUUUUUAUUAUGUUUGUUUAGAGAACAUAUCAAUUUAUUAGUUUAUGAUCUUUAUUAAUUUAAAAUGAAAUGUAUUUCAAAAGGAUAAAAAGUGAAAGCCUACAGUGUAAAAUAAAGUCCACUUUCAUUUUCCAGAAUCUUGUUUUCUGAACUCUGUAGGUUUUCCCAUUCUUGGUAAUCUUUUGUAUUGUCUUGCCAGUCUUCCUCUUUAUAUAAUUGUAUUAAUGAAGUGUGUUUACUUAAUGGCAUUAGGAGCAGAGGGUGUUUACACUUAAAAGUCUGAUUGACCUUGUGAGGCUGCUUUAGCUGGCAUUGAGCAGCGAUUUCAAAGCUCCCGUUUUUGAAGUGCCCUGGGGUUUCUUACUGCUACAAAACUUUUCCAGUUAAGCUGCUGCUUAAGAUUUUAACAAUGUGUCAGUGACAGACUGCUUCUAAAACUGCCUUUAAAUUGGGAAACAAGACGAUGGAUUUUGUAUGUCUUCCUUCCCUCCCUGGUUAAGACCACACGAAUAUACCUCCUCCUCCCCUCUUUGGUUAAGUAAAAACAUCCCUACUGAAAAUGGUGUUCAGGAAUUGCACUUAAAUGAUGCCAUGAAUGGGAGGGGACUGGAGUGCAUGUGCCAGUGUUUCACUGCUUUGGGGCCUACUUUUGGAGAUUAACUUCUAUGCCUCUCUUGAAGGGAAGUCAAACUAAUCAACAAAGAAAUAUUUCCUCUUAGAGAGAACUUGGGAAGCAAUGGAAUAGAGAAUGGGAGGGUGGAAAGGAGAAGAAUGCGUCACUUUCAAUUCUGUACUCUUUAAAAACAAAGAUUAAAGUUUUAGGCGUGCUGCA